This is a messenger RNA of Polychytrium aggregatum, 1887 nucleotides long. RefSeq names its product UTP--glucose-1-phosphate uridylyltransferase-domain-containing protein. The coding region runs from base 193 to 1779 and encodes 528 amino acids. Gene Ontology annotation, cellular component: cytoplasm. Gene Ontology annotation, biological process: UDP-alpha-D-glucose metabolic process; glycogen metabolic process. Lineage: Eukaryota; Fungi; Chytridiomycota; Chytridiomycetes; Polychytriales. The record is from RefSeq and is a predicted model, not a curated record. The transcript has 10 exons. Gene Ontology annotation, molecular function: UTP:glucose-1-phosphate uridylyltransferase activity.
CUCAUCCCACCAUCAACCACCAACACCUCUUGCCUUCCGGCCACACCGCCAACCCCAGAGCACACCCGCUCUGACCCACUCUCCUGCGCAUCUGCCUCAGCGCACUGCCCUCAAGCACACAGGCGACCUUAUCGCCACCGCACGCACUCGGUCGCCCAGGCAUAUCGCAUCUCCACCUGCGCACGCGCCGCAAUGGAUGCCUCUGGAACUCCCACUCUUCCCGGCCGAGCCAGGGCCUCUCCAACCGCUGCCACCCCCGGCUACCCAGAUGACAUUCGCCAACUCUUGACCAUGGGACAGCAGCGAAGCUUCUCGCUGAUGGAUUUCCAUGAGAGCACCACGACCCAGUCGGCAAAGGCCAUGCGCCUGUCGCUCAACAAGCUGGUCAGUCAAAUCCAUGAGGAAAACGAGAACGAGCGCUUUGCCCAUGAAAUGGACGCUUUCUUCCAGCUCUUCACUCGAUACCUCGCAGAAAGUGUCAAGGGCAACAAGCUGAACUGGGAAAAGAUCAAGACCCCUGCGUCAGACCAGAUCAUUCUGUACGAUACGCUUACUCCUGUCGAGCCGCCCAAGAAACGUGACUAUCUCAGCAAGCUCGCCGUCCUCAAGCUGAACGGUGGCUUGGGAACCACGAUGGGCUGUGUUGGUCCCAAGAGUACAAUCGAGGUUCGCAACGGCAUGUCGUUCCUGGACCUCACCGUGCGCCAGAUUCAGUACCUCAACAGCCAACACAGCGUCAACGUGCCUCUUAUCUUGAUGAACUCGUUCAACACGGAUGAAGAGACCAACCGCGUGAUCCAAAAGUACCAGGGCCAGAACGUCGAGAUCAAGACCUUUAACCAGAGCCGAUUCCCGCGCAUCGUCAAGGAAACCCUUCAGCCCCUUCCAACCAGACCCCACGGCCACGAGGGCCUCUGGUAUCCUCCCGGCCACGGUGACAUUUACGAGUCCCUGACCAACUCGGGCCUUCUUGACGAGCUUUUGUCCCAGGGCAUCGAAUAUGUCUUUGUGUCCAAUAUCGACAACCUUGGAGCCACCGUCGACACCACCAUCCUUCAGCACGCCAUCGACACCGACUCGGAGUUUGUCAUGGAGGUCACGGAUAAAACCAAGGCCGACAUCAAGGGCGGAACCCUCAUCGACUAUGACGGAAACAUCCGGCUGCUCGAGAUUGCCCAGGUGCCUCCGGAGCAUGUAGAUGAUUUCAAAUCAAUCAAAAAGUUCAAGAUCUUCAACACCAACAACCUCUGGAUCUCGCUCAAGGCCAUCAAGCGCCAGGUCGAGGAGCAGAAUCUGAAUCUCGAAAUCAUCGUCAAUGCCAAGACCACCGACACCGGCGAGAAAGUCCUCCAGCUCGAGACGGCGGUUGGUGCUGCCAUCAAGCAUUUCCGGGGAGCCCACGGCGUCAACGUCCCCCGGUCCCGGUUCCUGCCGGUCAAGUCGUGCUCGGACCUGUUCCUCAUCACCUCGGAUCUGUACGUGCUCCGCCACGGUGAGCUGGUGCUGAACCCCAAGAGACCCUUCAGCAGCGUUCCCAACGUCAAGCUGGGCGACCAUUUCAAGAAGGUGCAGCAGUUCCUCAGUCGCUUCGCUGGACCGCCGCACAUUCUUGAGCUCGACCACCUGACAGUCACGGGUGACGUAACUUUUGGCCACGACGUUACGCUUCGAGGCACCGUCAUCAUCGUUGCAAAUCACGGCGAGCGAAUCGAUGUGCCAUCCGGGUCGAUCCUGGAAGACAAGGUUGUUUCGGGCAACCUCCGAAUCCUCGAUCACUAGAAGGACAAAGCAGGAUCGGAGAGGAAGGACACGGAUUGAUUGUUCUUUUUUUCAUUUUUGUCAACUUGGGUUCAAGAAAAGCCGCUGGGAUCCAACAGAAUGGGGGAG